Sphenostylis stenocarpa is the source of this 888-nucleotide messenger RNA. The record is from the annotation of a GenBank genome assembly. Lineage: Eukaryota; Viridiplantae; Streptophyta; Magnoliopsida; Fabales; Fabaceae.
AUGAACCUCCCUAUCAUAGAUCUCUACUCACCUCAUCCUCUUUCCACCGCCAUUGCUAUCCGUCAGGCGUGCAUUGAGUAUGGUUUCUUUUACCUUGUUAACCACGGGGUGGAGAAUGAGUUGGGGAAAGCCUUCCAUGAGAGUAGAAGGUUCUUCUCACUUCCAAUGGAUGAGAAAAUGAAGAUGGCUCGCAAGGAAUUUAGAGGUUACACUCCUCUGGACCCUACUUUAGGCCUCCAAGGUGAUUCAAAAGAGAGCUAUUAUAUUGGUCCCAUGGCAGAUUCAGCAAAUGUUAAGCUCAAUCAAUGGCCUUCUCCAGAGUCACUUGGAAAUUGGAGAUCAUCAAUGGAAUCCUUCUACUGGAAACUCUUUGGAGUUGGAAAAAAGCUGUUUUCUCUAAUUGCCCUAUCCUUGGAUAUGGAUGAAGAUUUCUUUGAGAAGAUAGGUGCCAUAGACAAACCAUCAGCUUUUCUUCGCCUUUUGCGUUAUCCAGGUGAAAUGGGAGGUCACGAAGAGAUAUGUUCUGCUCAUUCAGAUACUGGGGCACUCACCCUUCUCAUCACUGAGGGAGUCCCCGGGUUGCAGAUCUGUCGGGACAAGUCAAAGGAACCACAAGUCUGGGAGGAUGUGCCUUACAUGGAGGGGGCCUUUAUUGUGAACAUUGGGGACUUAAUGGAGAGGUGGACAAAUUGUUUAUACCAGUCGACAAUGCACCGGGUCAAACGAACUGGCAAAGAACGCUAUUCAAUUGCAUUUUUCGUAGAUCCUCAUCCUGACUGUGUCGUUGAAUGCAUCAAAACUUGUUGCAGCGAAUCGUCUCCUCCGAGAUUCUCUCCAAUCCGCAGUGGAGACUACAUGGAUGAACGUUUAGCAGUGACACCAGUCUGA